Molecule: messenger RNA, 2164 nt
Organism: Chelonus insularis
Lineage: Eukaryota; Metazoa; Arthropoda; Insecta; Hymenoptera; Braconidae
Product: alpha-tocopherol transfer protein-like
Exons: 6
Coding region: 871-2043 (390 amino acids)
Cellular component (GO): membrane
Molecular function (GO): phosphatidylinositol bisphosphate binding
Source: RefSeq, a predicted model, not a curated record
UAUCCGUAAAGCAUGGUCGUAUAGUGCUUGCAAAUGUCCAUGACGAGUAACAGGCAAUCGGAGUUGUGCGAUCGACGUGCAACAGUGCAGUCGAGUGUGCAGCUCAAGUUAAGUCAGUUGCAUCAUUUCUCCUCGUUAAAUUUUACAUUUAUAUCACUGGCAUAGUUUUAUUUUAUUAUAUCUCAAGUCUUAUGAUUCAUAAACCAUUGGAAAAUUUUUAUUUAAAAUUUAUCUUUUUAAAAUUAAAUUUCAAUCUUUGUAAAUAAAUUUACUUUAAAUUUAUUUAAAGUACUGUGCAAGUGAUAAAUUAUUUUAUUUUUAUCUUAAUAACAUGCCAUGUUAUGUGUAAUGUGUGAAUGAAUAUUUAUCUCAUAUUUUCCAACGUUAGUUUUGUUUCUUUAUUUUUCGUUAAUAAAAAGUGCUAGUGCAUCAUUGAUAUAUUUUAUAAAUGCAUUAACACUUCAUAAAUGAAUGGUUAAAUCGAGAUUCUUUAGUAAAUAGAAUAAAAGGAAAAAAAAGUGAAUUCAAUUCUAAAUGUUGAAAGAGAUAAUAAAGUGUUUAUUAUUAUAAUAAGUAGUGAUUAUCAGUGACAGAAAAUACGAAAGAGGCUGAUGCAAAAAUUAUAAAACUGCUAAAUCAGAAUGUAUAAAUGUGUGAUCAGGUACAAUUACAGCAAACACGCAAAAAAUAAAAGAUAAUUGCGGUCACAUUUGCGUGUUGACCUAACAAAUUAAAGAUACAUUCCUUAAGACGAAAAGUGUUCAGUAGAUUUUACUCAGUACAGCCGGACACUUCUGGAAGAGAGCUCGUUCACAUUGGAACACAAAAGAACCAAGGAGUGUCAUAAUUUAAGAGUAUUUUCCUUGAACAAUGGCUGAGAUAGAUAAAAAAAUGCUAAUUCUGAAAAAUGGUGAGAAUUUGGCGAAAAACCAUGAAGACAAAAACUACAGUUGCAAAGAUGGGAAAAUUAAUUUAGAGGACUCAUUGAUUGAUAAUAAAAAGAGGAAUCAAGAGCCACGAGAAAUUGAAAAGAUGUGGGAAUCAAUGCUUCGUGUUCAUGAUGAAAUUGAAACUAAAACUGGGGGUAAAGAAGUGUUGGAAAUAAUUGAAGAUAAACCAGAGAAAGUGGAGUCAAAUGUAGAAAUAAAUCCAGAAGAUGAGGAACUCGACCUGGACCUAAGUGAGGAACUCCCGCCUGAAGUGAUGGAGUACGCUAAACGAGAACUCGGUGAAACCGAGGAGGUCAAGUGUCAGACUCUGCAAGAGCUUCGUGACAUGAUAUAUGAAAAAGGCGAAUGUUCACCACAUCGAAUGGAUGAUGCCUUCCUGAUCAGGUUUCUUCGUGCACGCAAUUUCAAUGUUUAUCGAGCACACAGAUUGAUAGUCAAGUAUUGCAAUUUCAAGGAAGAAUAUCCAGAGAUUCAUAAAAACGUAAAUCCUCUAGAAAUGCGUCAUAUUGGUGAUGAUGACGUGAUGACCGUACCAGCCUACAGGACUCAGUGUGGGCGACGGAUGAUGAUUUAUAGGAUGGGCAACUGGGAUCCAAAAAAAUACGGCGUUGAGGAGAUUUUCAAAGCAACAGUCAUCAUCCUUGAACUCGGAAUUUUGGAACCUCGAGCACAAGUUCUUGGUGGUGUCGUCAUCUUCGACCUUCAGGGUAUCACUAUUGCGCAUGCGUGGUCUGUUACACCCCAGAUCGCCAACAUGGUUCUGGGUUUAAUGGUAACGGCAAAUCCAAUGAAAACCUACGCAAUUCAUAUUCUCCACCAAUCUUGGGUCUUUGAUAUGAUUUACGCUGUGUUCAAGCCACUUUUAAACAAAGAGAUGCAAGAUCGUGUAUUCUUCCAUGGUGAUGACAUGUCAAGCCUUCAUAAGCAUGUGGCACCAACAUCCUUGCCGAAGAAAUAUGGCGGCACACGAGAGGAGUUGCCAUACUAUAAAUGGAUCGAUUCGUUGAGUUUAAAACCGAGGCUUGUGAAGGAAAUGUAUUCACUCGGCUACAUAGUCCCUGAUGAAUUAUUGGAGACGAUCAAAGGUCUCUGAUCUUUCAACUUUAUGGUCAACUUUAUUACUGAAUUUAUAUACAUCUUAUGUAGCCAUUUUAUUAGCUUUUAUGUGACUUACUGAUACAUUUUUUAGUAUUAAAUAAAAUUUUUUAAAAAUA